UGUAUUUAUAGAGAAAUGUCAUAGCAAAGAAAUAAACAACUGAUAUUAAUAAGGAAAACUAAGAUCAAUUUUAUGCUUACCUUGUAUGAUUCUCAUGAAUUUUCGACAUCUGCCAUCUUCUUUGUUUUCUCCACUUAUUUUCUUCUAUUUGCUUUUUUUUUAUAGAAGACAUAACCAGAAGUAGCAGUCAACCCCACGGCAAUUCUAGAAGGGCCAUGUUGUUUGUUUGAACUGUCUCCGUCCUACUGAGCACAUUAUCCAUGGUUAACGAGCUUCGAUUAGUUCCUUAAUUUGCCGCAAGUUUGCCAGAAUUUUUGCCAAACCGAGUUUGCCUGUAGUGUGGGCCCAGCAUAAGAAAUGAGCAGAUAAUACAGCAUAAAGUUUUAUUCAGGGCCAAUACUUCUUUGUAAUUUCUCUUCUCUUGUAUAUGUUAUAACAGUUAAUUACCUUCCGUAUAUUGUAUGUUUUCAAAACAUUGCAUUAUUUAUACUGUUAUCAGCUGAAAUAUAUUUUUCAUACAUGUUAGAUAAAAAACUUGCAAUUACGUUUUAGUUUGACUUUGUGAUGGAAGUUGAAGAUGAUGAGGGUGUUUAUAGACUUGAAGGUGUUGAAGAGAAACAAGGGGGGCUUAUUAUCAAAAAGAAACCUGACCCUCAAGGAAGUUUCCAAUUCAAAGUCCCACAAACUUCUUUGCUUGGUUUAGAUAGGCUUGCAGCUCUUCGCAGAAAAGAAAGGGAAAAUGAUGAAAAAAAGGAGGCCUCUAAGAAAUUAAAAGAAGAGCAAGAAAAUAAAGCUAACUUUGUGAAACCAGAAAAACACGGAGACAGGCAUUAUAGAGAAAAAUAUGACGAGACUCCUACUCAUACAGGAGGUGUCACAAGAGAGGCCAAAGAAAGAAUGGAAGAAAGACGAAGGAAAGAGGAAAAGAAAAGAGGAAUCCAUGUUACAUCAGACGUAAAGGAACGUAAUGAAGAUAGUGACUCUUACAGAAAGGAUUUCAGGCGAGAAAGAGACAAGGAAAGAGAUAGGCAUCGUGAUAGACACAGGGACAGAGACAGAGAUAGAGAUCGUGAAAAAGAACGUAACCGAGGAGAUAGAGAUCGUGAAAGGAGAAGGGAUCGACAAAAUGAAGAUAAGAAUGAUUAUAGAAGUGAACGUAACUAUAACAGGUCUCAAAGGUCUUGGUCCGAAUCUCCAAGAUUCAAAGAUGAGCCUCUGACGCCCAUGUUUUCUGUUAAAGAUACUCCGUCAAGAACUGGUUGGGAAGAAGAUGAAGUUUCUACACCUUCUGCAAAGUCUUCGUGGGAACAUCCAACACCAAAGGCAGAACCAAGAGAAGAUGACUGGUCUAUGAGAAGACCUACCCCUGCUCAUAGAUUCAACAGUUGGGCACCAGAAAGAUCAAGAACUGGAGCUACACCUUUAGCUGGCAAAGAGGAAGAGGUUCCUUGGGGUUCAGAGAAAGAUCGCCUUCUUUGGGAAGAGGAACAAAAAAGGUUGGAUAGAGAGUGGUAUGGAUUGGAUCAGGGCAUUGAAGAAGGUAGAGACCCCUUCGGUGCUGUCAGCCAGGAGUACAUCACAAAACGGGAGCGUCAGCUGGAGCGGUCAAAGAAGAAGAGGAUGUCAGCCCAGCAGCGUCAGAUUAAUAAAGAUAAUGAGCUAUGGGAAAGGAAUAGGAUGUUGACGUCUGGAGUGGUUCAAAAUCUUGAUCUUGACGAAGAUUUUGAUGAGGAAGCAGAAGCCAGAGUCCAUCUUUUGGUGCACAACAUCGUACCUCCUUUCUUGGAUGGUCGCAUUGUAUUUACCAAACAACCAGAACCAGUAAUACCUGUUAAGGAUCCAACUUCAGACAUGGCAUUGGUCUCAAGGAAGGGAUCGGCACUGGUCAGAGCCUACAGGGAACAAAAAGAGAGGAAAAGGGCCCAAAAGAAACACUGGGAACUGUCAGGAACAACAAUUGGUAACAUCAUGGGAGUUCCAAAGAAAAAAGAUAAGGAAGAUGACAAAAUAGAUGGUGACGUUGAGGCCGACUAUAAAACAAGUCAAAAAUUUGCUGAGCAUAUGAAAGAUAUGGCACCAGCCGCCAGCGAAUUUGCCAAAAAGAAGACUAUUCAGCAACAGAGGCAAUACCUUCCUGUUUUCGCUGUCAGGGAAGAGUUACUGAAUAUAAUACGUGAAAACAGCGUCGUAGUUGUUGUUGGUGAAACAGGUUCUGGUAAGACCACUCAGUUGACCCAGUACUUACACGAAGAUGGCUACUCCAAAUCAGGAAUGAUAGGAUGCACCCAACCGAGGAGGGUCGCCGCAAUGUCAGUGGCAAAGAGAGUGUCUGACGAGAUGGCUUCACCAUUAGGAAAGACUGUGGGAUAUGCUAUUCGGUUUGAAGAUUGCACAUCGGAGGACACUGUGAUAAAAUAUAUGACAGACGGUAUCCUGUUGAGAGAAUCGUUAAGAGAGCCUGAUUUGGACAAUUACUCUGCAAUUAUAAUGGACGAAGCUCAUGAAAGAUCGCUCAACACAGAUGUACUCUUCGGACUUCUGCGGCAGGUGGUCGCCCGGAGGCAAGACCUCAAGUUAAUCGUCACUUCAGCCACUAUGGACUCCUCAAAGUUUUCCAUGUUUUUCGGACAUGUCCCUGUCUACACUAUCCCUGGAAGGACAUUCCCUGUCGAGGUCCUUUUUGCCAGAAAUGCGGUCGAGGACUAUGUUGAAGCAUCAGUCAAGCAAGCAUUGCAGAUUCACCUUCUACCAACCAAGGGAGACAUUCUCAUAUUCAUGCCUGGCCAGGAAGACAUUGAAGUUACCUGUGAAGUGUUAGGAGAGAGACUGGCUGAGAUAGAUGCUGCACCUCCGCUAUCUAUUUUGCCCAUCUACUCCCAGCUGCCAUCUGACCUGCAAGCCAAAAUCUUUCAAGCCUCACCUGAUGGAGUGCGCAAGUGUGUUGUAGCUACGAACAUCGCUGAAACGUCUUUAACAGUUGACGGUAUUAUGUAUGUUGUGGAUUCUGGAUAUUGCAAGCUGAAAGUGUACAACCCUAGAAUAGGUAUGGAUGCCUUACAGAUCUAUCCCAUCUCCCAGGCUAACGCCAACCAGCGUUCUGGAAGAGCUGGUAGGACGGGACCUGGUCACGCUUAUAGGCUUUAUACUGAACGGCAAUACAAGGAUGAACUCUUAACUUCAACAGUACCGGAGAUUCAAAGGACCAAUUUGGCUAACACUGUUCUAUUGCUUAAAUCGUUGGGCGUCCAAGAUCUGCUACAGUUCCAUUUUAUGGACCCACCUCCUCAGGAUAACAUCCUUAAUUCUCUUUACCAACUGUGGAUCCUCGGAGCUCUUGACCAUACAGGAUCAUUGACACCUCUCGGCAGGCAGAUGGCCGAAUUCCCCCUAGAUCCACCACAGUGUCAGAUGUUGAUAGUGUCGAAUCAGAUGAGAUGUACUGCUGAAAUUCUUAUUAUCGUUUCAAUGUUGUCUGUCCCAACAAUUUUUUAUCGACCUAAAGGAAGAGAAGACGAAGCAGAUAGUGUUAGAGAGAAAUUUCAAGUCCCAGAAUCUGAUCACUUAACCUAUUUAAAUGUUUAUAAUCAAUGGAAGCAGAACAAAUAUUCUUCAACGUGGUGUAAUGACCACUUCAUUCAUGCUAAAGCAAUGAGGAAGGUCCGCGAGGUUCGCCAGCAGCUCAAAGACAUCCUGGACCAACAGAAGAUGGAAGUGAUUUCAUGUGGUACUGACUGGGACAUAGUCAGAAAGUGCAUUUGUUCAGCCUACUUUCAUCAAGGGGCUCGCCUCAAAGGAAUAGGUGAGUACGUUCACUUGAGAACAGGAAUGCCUUGCCAUCUCCAUCCUACUUCUGCUCUGUUUGGAAUGGGAUUCACUCCUGACUAUGUUGUCUACCAUGAGCUAGUUAUGACUUCCAAGGAGUACAUGCAGUGUGUUACUGCAGUAGAUGGGGUUUGGCUGGCCGAACUAGGUCCAAUGUUCUUCUCCAUCAAAGAAACUGGCCGUUCUGGCUCAUCUAAGAGACGAGAGGCUAUGGAGGGAAUGGAAGCUGAAAUGGAGGCCGCACAGAAACAAAUGAAGGAUCGUGAGCGACAAGCUGAAGAAGAACGAGGCCGCUGGUCCAAAAGGAGCUCUCAGGUGGCAGAACCAGGAGCACCCGGAAGCACGCCACACAGGACUCCUCUCAGGCUUGGCCUAUAGGAUCCCUUCCAGAAACUAUUAUUGCAACAAUCAGACAUAUUUGUUUUACUUAUUUUUAUUUUUGUAAAUACUUUUAUUUAAUCAUAAUUGUUGUACAUAGUCUCUUUUAAAAUAAAUACUCUUAGUAUAAGUUAUCAUAUAUUUUUUUUUUAAUCCAACCUUUGACAUAUUUGAGAAGAACACAUAAGAAUAUUAACAAGCUUUUCCUGAUUUUUUAAUUGUAUUUAUUAUAAAAUAAAAUAGCAUUAGUGAUGUAAAAUCCCUUAUGAACUUACAAGUUGAGUUGCCUGAGAAUUCCUUUUUUUUUUUAAUUUUAUUUUAUAAUUAAAAAUUAAAAGUUUGUUUUAAAUUUGUAUGAUUUUAGAGUUUGGUAUAUGAAUUUCAAUUGUCAUAUAAUUUUUUUUAAAUGUUAAUAUAUGUUAUUAAAGAAGUCGCAUUACAAUCCUAGAAUAAUAAAAAAACAAUAAAAAUUUGCAUACAAUAUUCGUACUCAUUAUACAGUAGUCCCAAUAUUCUAGAUUAAAUUAGACCAUGUCACCAGAAAUCUGUAUAUAACAGCAUUUAUAGCAAAAUGUACAAAAAUAUUUUAAUGGUUAUUUUUUUCUUAAAAACAAAUUUUUCUUUCUGCUUAACUGUAUUUUCAAUGUUAUAUCUUAAAC
Messenger RNA from Nezara viridula (southern green stink bug), 4859 nucleotides. The record is from the annotation of a GenBank genome assembly. NCBI's taxonomy places the organism in Eukaryota, Metazoa, Arthropoda, Insecta, Hemiptera, Pentatomidae.